Molecule: messenger RNA, 678 nt
Organism: Babesia bovis T2Bo
Lineage: Eukaryota; Apicomplexa; Aconoidasida; Piroplasmida; Babesiidae
Product: ubiquitin family protein
Exons: 5
Coding region: 127-618 (163 amino acids)
Biological process (GO): modification-dependent protein catabolic process; protein neddylation; regulation of proteolysis
Cellular component (GO): nucleus; cytoplasm
Molecular function (GO): ubiquitin protein ligase binding; protein tag activity
Source: RefSeq, a predicted model, not a curated record
CAAACAUAACCUCUUUCUAGCACACUAUAACUCACCUCAUGUUUUAUAUAUACACAGUGUAUAUCACAUAGCCUUCCAGUCGAUUGUCACAACACAUUCAUAGAAGGCUGGGUGUUUUUAUAGUAAAUGACUCCGGUCCUAAUACUACUCCUGGUAGCCCAGAUAACAACUGGUGCCAAAAACAACGAUAAGCACAUCCAUGUCAGAACACUGAAUGGCAGUGCUUAUGUACCGAAAAAUGGAAUCAAGACAGCAGGUGACCUUGCUAAAAAGCUAGAACGGCAAUAUGGAGUCCCGGUGGGACUAUACUCACGCGGAGAAAGGCUGGAUCACUGUGAUCAACUGGUUGAGCCCACUGUGGACAUGUUAGUGCCCCUUAGGGGUGGUAUGACAGUACAAGUACAGACGAUGCUAGGCCAAAAAAUAGAAGUAGAGGUAGACCCUAACGACACAGUAUUGGAGUUCAAGAAGAAGUUAAGUAAAAAGCAAAAACUACCAGUAGACCAGCAAAGGAUAAUAUACCAGGGUAAGAUGCUACAGGACCACAAGACACUGGCAGAAUACAAUAUACAGAACAACGCAGUUAUACACAUGGUACUGAGAUUGCGCGGAGGAUAGUAAAACAUAUACACAUAUCUAAAAGUAUAUAAACCAAAGCUAAAUAUAGCGUGGCGCGUC